GCUCAAAUGUGAACGCUGAAAGCUUCGUAGCCGAAAUUAAGCAACAGUAUGUUAGCGGUAUUAAAUGCGAAUAGCGGUUGAAUAGCGAUAGCGGUAAAAGAUUCUAACGCGAGUGAAGAAAGUUUUCAUAAAAAAUAGUAGUUUUAAAGUGAAAAGUUUUUGAAGAAAAGUUUUGAAAAAAAUGUCUUCAAUGAACUGUGCCAAAUGAAAGUUGGACCAUGAUGAAUACAAAAUUUGCAUUGCAGAAAACUGGAAGGGUCCAAAAACUAGUUCUCAAAUAAAUACCCUCCAACUAUCCAUGGAAUAAUCUUGCAUGCUGAUAAUUUUUUGGUUUAAGUGCAGUGAUCAUAAUUAAAAAUUCAUAACAGCUUUCCUAAUUUUUAGAAACGUCGUUCAAAAUGUGAUGCGAGGGAAAAGAAGUAGCCCAAUAAAUACAAACUUAAUUUUUAACAACAAAAAAAAUCAACGAAAUCACGCUCCAAUACACAUUCCGCAACGCAAAAAAUGUUUGCGCUCCAGCAAGUCACAACCAUGACCGCAGCUUGCUUGCUCUGCUCCAUUCUCUUCGCCGUUUGGCCAAAAGUGAUACUUUGUCGACCCUCGCAAGAUUAUUCCACCGACGGCACCGAGCUGGUCGUCGUUAAGGAAAUUGUGCGCUGCACUCGCCAGGGACUCCACGAACUGUGCCAGAACGCCACAACAACGAAUGAAGAUGAAGAGCAGCGCACCGCGCUUAAUGCGGAUAAUGAGUCAGUGAUGGAUGUUGUGGAUGAUUUGAUUUUGUUAGAGAAAAAACCAAAGUCAACGCAACGGCUACAACAACAACAACAACAACUGCACCAACAUCAGCGCAAAGAAACACAUCCCUACGGUACUUAUCAACAACAAAGUGAAUUGCUGACAUCUGCCGCCGCGCGGGAGGACACAUUAGUUUCUGCCGCCGCUGCGGCGCCAGCCAUUGGCGAUCCCUCCGAUUCCACAGCAUUUGGUAGCUCAUAUCAUCAGGAAACCUUUGACUCGGACAGCGAUAGUAGUGAUGCGGCAGGAGAUGAGCGCGACGACGUAGCAGCUAACACCAAAACUACCGACGUAGAUGCUGUCAAUGCCGCGGCUGCCGAUGAAAUUAUAGCCGAUGGCGUCCUGUUUCACGGCGUGUUGCUGCGAUUGGCCGACGGGCCGCACAGCUUGCCUCAACCGGUGCCGCCCGUUGACGUGAGCGAUUUCGUGUCAUUAAUGCCGGCCGAAGAGGUUAAAUCGAUUGCCGCCAAUUACUAUCACAAUGAUGCGGAAGUGCGUCGGGCCUACGCCUAUUUGAGUGGACCGGAUUUUGUAGCGCUGCGUCAGCGCAUUGUGGCAUCGCCGGAAGUGGGCGCAUUUUUGCAAUAUUUAAAUGUGAGCGGGUUUGAUGUGUUGAAAUUUCAACAUCGCAACAGGAAGAGCAACUCAACGGCUUGCAUGGCUUAGUCGAUAGCAUUUUGGAAAUAUUGCCGCAGGAUCAAAUUCUGGCAACAUUCUUUGAUAAACUCGAAACGGAUGAGAAUUUUAGAAAAUUUGUGAACAACAUACAACGGCCAGCAUUCGCGCAGAUACUCAGCAAAAUGGAGCAAUCGAUGGCAUUGAGAAAUCUUAUAUUCACCUUGCACAAUAAUGGCAUCUACAUAACACGAAUUGUCGAUUCCCUCAAGGCCUAUUUCUUUCUCGGAGGCUUCUCAUAGACCUACUCACCCACACACCAGAAAAGUCGCAAGCACUUACAUACAUAAAAAACUGAUGCUGGGUGGAGCAGAAGAGAAGGCGCAGUUAAACGAGAAGGAGAGAGAGGAGACUGGUCGAAAAACACGAAGCUGGAGAAAAGAGCACAACAAAACAACAAUAAAUGUCGUUAGCUAAGAAUUGGCCGAGAAAAAGACAUGUAAAGUUGAAGAAAAUGCAGGCAGAAGUAUAAAGUAAUGUAAAAGUGGAGCCAAAUAAGAAACAAAAUUGUAAAGAAAUUGGACGCGAAGCUAACAGAAUAAAGGCUUAUAUUGCUAUUAUUAUUAAAUUUUCAACUGGAA
Molecule: messenger RNA, 2054 nt
Organism: Rhagoletis pomonella (apple maggot)
Lineage: Eukaryota; Metazoa; Arthropoda; Insecta; Diptera; Tephritidae
Source: RefSeq, a predicted model, not a curated record